Messenger RNA from Penicillium mononematosum, 1884 nucleotides. RefSeq names its product acetyltransferase SAS4-like domain-containing protein. The record is from RefSeq and is a predicted model, not a curated record. Gene Ontology annotation, cellular component: SAS acetyltransferase complex. The coding region runs from base 1 to 1884 and encodes 627 amino acids. The transcript has 2 exons. NCBI's taxonomy places the organism in Eukaryota, Fungi, Ascomycota, Eurotiomycetes, Eurotiales, Aspergillaceae. Gene Ontology annotation, molecular function: histone acetyltransferase activity.
AUGGCCCCCCUGUCGCGGUCCUCACUCCGCUCUGUGCGACAGGCGCCUGGAGAACCCGCCGACGGUCUGGCACCGCCGACAAAGAAACCGCGCAUCGAAAAUGCCGACCGCAAGAGCUCUCCCGAUUGUCUCGACAAAGAUCCUACCCCGAAGAAUCGUCCCAACUCAUUGAAACCCACGCGCCCGCGCACCUCCAAUCGCACUCGUCGCGACUCCUCUUCCUCCGUUGACACAGUCGCCUCCUCCGUCGGGCAAUUGGCGACUCCGGCGACACGUACAAACGGAAAUGGGAGCUUCAAGACCCCACGCGCCCGCCGUGACCAAGGUACCCCCUCCGGCGCGGAUUUGUUGCGCGGUGUUCAUGAGUCGCCAGACCCGUUAGACACAAUCUCUCCAGCGCCGUCGGUCGCGAAGCAGCGCACCCCGGCGAAUGUGGCCUCAAAUGUUAAACCGCCCGUUUCACCUGUGACCCGGACGACUCGUCGCAAUGACAAUCGAUCGCUGGCAGACACCGAUGAGAACGCGAUCAAGAAAGAGGGUGCUGUGGAGGGUGCGACUCCGACGCAAGAUAGCAAGAGCGAGGUGACUGGCGGCGAGCAGCCUACGGUAGACACACGGUCGGGGAGACGGUCGUUGCGUUCGACAGAUACCGGGUUACGGUGCAAGAGCGAGCUUGCGCAGUAUUUCCACAACUAUGAACAGAUCAUCAGUCUCGAUGUCCCCGAACCUGAGUUCCUCGCCGCUAAGACUACCAUCACUCUCGUGGACGAUCUAUCGCGACCACUACCUUUCUGCUCCAACCCCGACCCUACACCCUUCGGCAACCCGCUACUAAACCUCCACGACUGUGAAAAGAUCACCCUCCCCAAGCCCGCAUCGAGGACACCCGCAAUCGACCCAUUGAGCGAAGAGACCUAUUUCCGCGCGCACCGCAAGUUCGAACGACAAGAGAAACAACUCCGCAACAUCGAGCGCAACCGCGCCCAGCACGAACAGCAAGUCCUAGAGCGCCUCUUAGACGAGCUACGCGGCCAUGACUGGCUACGCAUGAUGGGCCUGACGGGAGUCCACGAAAGCGACAAGAAGCUCUACGAGCCGAAGCGCGACAUCCUAAUCCAAGAACUAGUCACUCUGGUCAACAAGUUCCAAGCAUGGAAAGACGAAGAGCGUCGCCGCAAGCUGGAAAAGGAAAAAGCACACCCGGUGCCAGGCACCGAGGCAGCACCGAAUGCCCCAUCCCGCCAGCACUCGCGCAGACGAUCCCGUCCCGCUGAAGACGUGGACAGCUCCCCAGCACCGGGGACUGAUCUACGAAGCACGCCAGACGUAGACGCAGACCCAGAUCUAGACCCAAGCGACGUCGACGCCUUGGCUGCGCGUCAGCUUCAUCAAGAAGCUCGCUCCGCAAGCGCUGCUAAGACGCGCAAGACAGCACCUGCUUCUCGGAAGUCUAUUUCGAAAUCCGCUCCCAAUACCAACACUACCAUCACCAGUACCAAUGACGCCGAACCAAAACCCAGCCCCAAACGCAAAAAGCCCAACCCAUCACCCACCAAACCUCACCCACAACCCCCAGCCCCAACAACCCAAAAACCCGCACCCCGACCCCUCCAACAAGCCUCCCUCACCCACUUCUGGAACCCCGCACCAAGAGAAGGCCCAUUCACAUCCUUCUUCCGCCAACGACACGUGCGCGAAGCCGCCAUCGCCGCAACAAAAGGCAUCCGCCGCGGCGGGUCCCGCUCAACCCUCGCAUUCGGGUAUCCGGUGCCUGAUCAGACAGAGCAGGAAUUCGAGCUGCCGCCGGAUAUUCUGAAUGACGAUUCCAUUCAGCAGUCGCAGCGGAAAAGGCGCAGACUUAAGCGGCGGAGUUUGGGGGGUUGA